GGCUGGUUCGGGCCGCGCCGCGCCGCCCCGCGCAUCCACAGCCGCGCUGAGACGAGGGGAGAGAGGGGGCGAGAUGGCGUCGUGCGUGGGGAGCCGGACCCUGAGCAAGGACGACGUAAACUACCGCCUGCACUUCCGCAUGAUCAAUGAGCAGCAGGUGGAGGACAUCACGCUAGAGUUCUUCUACCGCCCGCACACCAUCACCCUACUCAGCUUCACCAUCCUCAGCCUCAUGGCCUUCGCCUUCACCAGGGAUGAUUCUGUACCAGAAGAUAAUAUUUGGAGGGGUAUCCUCUCUGUGAUUUUCUUCUUUCUAAUCAUCAGUGUUCUAGCUUUUCCUAAUGGACCCUUUACACGUCCUCACCCUGCUCUAUGGAGGAUGGUUUUUGGUCUCAGUGUGCUCUAUUUUCUGUUCCUGGUGUUCGUGCUCUUCCUCAACUUUGAGCAGGUAAAAGCAGUGAUGUACUGGCUGGACCCUAAUCUUCGAUAUGCCACAAGGGAAGCAGAUAUUAUGGAGUAUGCAGUGAACUGUCAUGUAAUCACCUGGGAGAGAAUCCUCAGCCAUUUUGACAUAUUUGCUUUUGGACAUUUCUGGGGCUGGGCCAUGAAGGCUCUGCUGAUCCGCAGCUAUGGGCUCUGCUGGACUAUCAGCAUCACCUGGGAGCUCACUGAGCUCUUCUUCAUGCACCUUCUGCCUAAUUUUGCUGAAUGCUGGUGGGAUCAAGUCAUUCUGGACAUCCUGCUUUGUAACGGGGGUGGCAUCUGGUUGGGCAUGGUAGUUUGUCGUUUCUUGGAGAUGAGGACCUAUCACUGGGCAAGCUUCAAGGACAUUCACACAACCACAGGGAAGAUCAAAAGAGCUGUGUUACAGUUCACCCCAGCCAGCUGGACCUACGUCCGCUGGUUUGACCCAAAGUCUUCAUUUCAGAGGGUGGCUGGAGUCUACCUUUUCAUGAUUAUUUGGCAGCUAACUGAGUUGAACACAUUCUUUUUGAAACAUAUCUUUGUGUUCCAAGCAAGCCACCCUUUAAGCUGGGGGAGAAUUCUCUUCAUAGGAAUCAUUACAGCACCCACUGUAAGGCAAUACUAUGCUUACCUCACAGACACACAGUGCAAGAGGGUGGGAACUCAGUGCUGGGUGUUUGGGGUAAUUGCCUUCCUUGAAGCUAUUGUGUGCAUCAAGUUUGGACAAGAUCUUUUUUCCAAAACACAAAUACUGUAUGUUGUGUUUUGGCUUCUCUGUGUGGCCUUUACAACUUUCCUGUGUUUAUAUGGAAUGGUUUGGUAUGCAGAGUACUACGGCCACCGAGAAAAGACCUUAUCAGAAAGUGAAGACAGUCCAUACAGUCCAGAUGCUUCCUGGCUUCAUUCUAAAUUCAGCAGAGCAGGUGCUGACAAUAGUCCACCAAAACAUUCAGUCAAUAGUGAAAGCCAUUCAUCUAGAAGGAGGAAUCGACACUCCAAAUCAAAAGUAUCAAAUGGAAUUGGCAAGAAAUAAGAGUGGUAUCUAAAGACAUUCUACAGUGUGACCAGAAGUGACAAAGAAGAUCAGACCCGGCUCUGAAUUACGAAAUGGAAGACCAUUUUUAAAAUAAAGUUUAAAAAAGGAGGUGUUGAUGAGAAGGAUGAUGAAGAUGGAACCACCAGUGUAGCGCAGAUUGUUGCCUGAUGACACUUGCCAUUCACUGAUCUAAACUGUUGCCUGAUGACACUUGCCAUUCACUGAUCUAAACUGUUGCCUGAUGACACUUGCCAUUCACUGAUAUAAAUCUAGUUUCUUCAGUAGGUGGCAUCAAAAGUUCAUGAGGGGUAUACUGGAAAAAAAAGUUGUUAUGUCAUAGCAGGUACUCCCUGGUUUGUGUUCAGGUGUUGCAAGGUCAUUUUUAAUAGAUUAGUUGAGGACUUCAACCCAAAGGUUAGUAAACUGAUAGUGAGUUGGUGUAGUUGACUGAAUUUUUUGGUUUGGUUUAUUGUGUUGUUUUCUAGAAGAGUAUGCAACCCUUUGACUAAAAGCAGCUCUGCCUUUUCAGUUUCACAACAAAACUUUCCCAUGCAACUGUUAGUAAGUAUUUAAAAAUUUCAUAUUGCUUGUUUUUAUUUAAAGGCUCUUUAGGCCUUAUGUCAGGGUUCAACCAGGAAGGAAAUGGGUCCAGGUUUCUUGUAAAGGAUGUGAAAUUGAUUUUCAAACACAGGGAUUUUUUUUUUCUACAUUGUCCUCCUGCUUAAGUCAUACAUAUUCAAUUUUUAAAAGUUUUUAAAAUACAUAUAUAAAAAUUGCUUCAUAGUAGAGGGCCAUGCCUCCUGUCCUCAGUGACAGAGGUCAUGUUAUUUCAUUGUUUUUCCUCCUCUACUGUAGUGUGUUUUGCAUUUUCAAGUGUAAAUAUGUCUUUUUUUCAUGUGUGCCACAUUGUGUGCAGUGUUUCUUCCUACUUCCUUCUAUUUGCUUCCAUCCUAGCUGGACCCAGAAAUCAGUUUUCAGACUGAUAUCAGGAACUGCUUUGAAGGCUCAGAUGCCCUGCUUGAGCUUGGUGAUAAGGCAGUUUUUUGCUGAAGCUGCGUUGCUUACUAUCUCCAUAAACAAUUAUUUGUGAAGACUUGCAGUAGUGUUUGGUGUCUGAGAGGCAGCAUGAUGUGAUAGAGCCCAUUGCUUUGGUGUUUCCUGUCAUGCAUCAGAUACUCAAAAGCAAAGUCUCUUUUUUCUGUCUUGCAGUUUGGUAUUUUUUUUGAGAAGGGUGAUUUACUUUUUGUCUGAGUGUUCUUUUGGGUUUUUUUAAUAUAUUAAUUGUGACAUCUAGCAAAGUGGAUGAUUCUCCAGCAGUGAAUGUAAUGAUUAAGUCAAGAGGUAAGCAAUCAUGAGCAAUGAGUUUCUGUAUCAAGUUAUCAAAAUGUUUUAGUGCCAAUUAAAUUUCGAGAUUCAAGGCAUUCAGAGGGGUAGGUAGCUUAAGCAAGGAUAAGUGAUGCCCAUUAGUUACUUAGUCUUUAUGAGAAAAUAGGAUUUGCUUUUUCUUUGACUAAUGUUACUGUGAUUUGCCACAGGCUAGGUACUAAAGAAAAAAUGCAGCAGAGAUUUUAUGCAAAUGUAUGAUACUGUAAAUAGAAGAAAGUAUCCUGUGUAAUCCAUCAGUUCCUAUGUGCCACAGAUUAUCAAUGUUUUCAAUGCACUUAAGUGUUGCUGCUGAGCUCUUCAGAGGCCUUUAAUUUCCUACCCUGCUUUUCAAUCAAACAUGGAGCUUGGAAAGUGAUGUAGUAGGAGCUGCUGUAUCAUCAUUGCCACAGUGACAUUUAAUGUUACAUAAAAAAUAUGUUAGGAAGACUUUCAGGCUCUCCUACAACUACUUGGUUUUUAUUCACACUAUAGCAAUUCCAUAUAUUGCCUUUGUAUUUGUAAUGUACUACAUAUUGAUGAAUGUAUUUGUAGAUUUCUUUGUAUACUGAGACAUGUUAUUUCUUUUAUUUCCUUGGUUAAAAACUCAGUCUGUGUAAGACUGAAGAGUGGCAUUGUAAAUUUUCUAUUGAUUCAAUACCAAAGCAAGAGAUUUGAAAUCUAAUGGUUUGGGUAUUUUAAGUACUGUGGAUUUCCAGUGUGAGAGCCUAUUUUGUACUUGCAAGGGGUAUACACACCAACUAUGUAUACAAAGCUUACAUGUGUAAACAGAUGCUGAAGUACAUCAUCUACCUGCCUUGGGGACAAGCACAUGUUGUGCAAAUGUAGGCCUGGUGCUCACAUUGCCGAACUGCACCCUAAAAAUACUCGAAAGAGAAAUAUUGAAGUGUCAUCUUGAUGGAAGCUGACUUCUGUACACUAUUACAACAGCUUUGUUCUGAAAAAAUGUUGUUUGACAACACAUUUAAGUUAUUUCCAAUUAAGUUUUUUUACUUUAAAUGUUUGUGUUUGGUUGGGUUUUUUUGGUUGUUGUGUGGUGUUUCAUUUGGGGAGGGGUUGGGAGGGUGUUGGUUGUUUGGGUUUUUUUGUUAUUUGUUUUCAGGGUGUUUUGGGGGUUUUUUGGUUUGGUGGUUUGGGUUUUUUUCUUGUGUUUUGGGGUUUUUUUCUUUCUUUACUUUAAAAGAGAGAUUGCUAGGGGAAAGGGAAACUUAAGUAAACUAUUCAAGUGCUGCUUGGUAAAUGGCACUUUGUCUCCUGUAUCAGCAGUUCUGGCUGGAAUUCUCAUGUGUUCUCACAAGUCCUCCACUGACUGACAACUGUAUUUUCAGCCCAUUUCUUUGGAUGUGAGCUUUGCGCUGGAAGGCAUCGGAAAGGUGCUUUUGAUCACUGCUGUAAAAUUAGUGAUCUCAGUUUUAUCGGCUACUGUGCUGUUGCUGAAUUCUGUACGUGUGUAACACCUAUAAAUGACAAAUCACUGAACUGUUUAGCAACAAGCAUCCAUGUGUGAGUUCUGCUGCUUGAACAGUGUUUUGUAACAGUCACAGAUGUGCUGUCCUGUUUUAAACUACUUGUUCUGCCACAACCUCUCAUUCCUGCUUCCCUGCUUCUGAUGUUCUUUCCUUUCUCUGUCCUCCAGUGAUCUCCCGUGCUGCUGUGGAGAGAUUGGAGUUGGCUCUCCAGAGGCUGUCCAUCAAUGUCAGUCAUUGAAGGGAGGCUAAUUUGAGGCAGCGUGGUGUAAGCAGAGGGUGGUGGCAAGAACCUGAAGUAGAUUAAAUAAAAAUGGAGAGUUUAAAAACAGAUUUAUACAAUGAAUCAGAGCUCGUGUUGAGUACUGAGUUGCAGUAUUAAGGUUGCUGCAUGGAUUAUACACCACAUCUUGUUAAAUAUUUUGAGCGUGGUUUCGACCAAUUCUUUUGUUACUCUUCUGUGAAGAUCAUAAUUUUAUGUUCCAGCUUUUAAAACUUUUUUUUUUACUUUGUUAUCACAAGAGGACACAGAUGUUACCACAUGUUUAAUAAUUUUUGAAUAGAAUUGCUUUCUAUUGGUUGCAAAGUAUUGUAUUUAGCAAUAAUUGUGUAAACCAAGCCAUGUCACUGGAGUGUGUGUUUGUCUGUACCUGUAAGGCAUAGGAAAUUGACAUACUGCCUUUAGAAGCUCUUAUGUUUUAUUCUAAGUGAAUGAAUUUUGACAAAUGCGGUGGUUCCUGGGCAGCCUACAGUGAACUCUCAGGUUUUGCUGUAAUUUAUUAUUUUGGGGCAGCAGAUCUGAUAACAAGAACAGUUACAUUAUCCCUUCUGAAGUUUUUCUAGUAUACAGGAUCAGUUCUUGUCUUACUAGUUCUUUUGGGGUUUUAUUUAUUGUUGGAUGGGAGAGCUGAGUUGCAAGAUGGUCGCAUGGCAGACCUUCAGGGAAGAAACGAGGCCUCCUGUACAGGGGACUGCAGGACAGGCUGUCACCAAGUAAACAGCCAGUACAAAGUGCCACUGAGUGCCUAAAUCACUUUGCUUUGCCUUCUACUGCUGACAGUUCCCACAACAGGUCUUUACCUAAGACCUGUUGUGAGCUGUUGAUUGCUCUUCAGAGCCAGAUGUGUAGUUUGUAAAGGAGCGCAGCUUUCCUUUUCUUCAGUUCCUUCUCUGUACAGACAUUGAAUACUGGGACUUUCUGAUUUGCAGGGAAGGGCUUUCCUUCAACAUCUUUUUGAAUUCUGGUUUACAGAGAGGCCAUAGUUUCUGAGGUAGUAGUAAAGUUAGGGAUAGCCUAACUUAAGGACUUAAGCUUGUUCAUAGUGUGGGAAGAACAGCUGAAGUCAAGUGUUCAGUUUGUAAACCUCUUCUGAAGGGUGGGAAAAUACCUGAUUAAAAAUUUGUAGGAGCCACCUCUCUCAGAACACUGCUUACUACAUUAGAGAAGGGGAGGGUGUUUAUCUUUUCAUACUUCAUUAAAGCAUUAAAAAUACUGGGGAAAAAAUGGAACAAUGGAAGAAACUUUGUGUAAGAAGCAACACUUCAAAAAUGUGCUCCUUGAUAAGCAUGGUGCUCUACUGCAUUUGAACAAUCAAUCUUUGUUUUAUGUCUUGGUAGUUGCUGUUGAGGGUGGAGCUUAAUCAGCAGUGUCAGAUGGGCCUAGUGGCUUCAUUUGUGCACAGUCACCCUGUGACAUAACUUGCACACUAUUAAGAUCAUAUGAUUUGGCCCAGACUAGAAGCUGGAGCCAAAAGCUGGCAGCAUGAUUGAAAUAGGUGUUGGUGUGCCUAAUUGAGUGUCUGAGUGCUCACAUUCAGCUCUGUCCUGUUAAUGUCUGCAUGGGCCUAAGCACUACUCUCCUGAGGCACCUGUUCCCUCUGGUAUAUGCUGGAGCAUUCUAAGGUACACACAAUUGAUUUUAACCAGAGGUUUCUGAGCUGCUUGGAUGCUCAAAGUACCUCCUGCAGUACCCUGGCUCCCUUUGUCUGCAGGUGUGAUCUGCCUUCUUAUCCACACCACAGUUUUGUUCUCUGGAGCCAUGGCAGGCCUUGGUCCUAAUACAGGAAAUAAUUGUAGUUCCCUCAAGGUGCAGUUUCCCAUUUUAGUGGAAAUGUGUUUUGGACAAACACCCUGCCCAUGUUACUCACUUUUGCUUUAGUGUGGCUGGUCAGGAAUUGGGCACUUACAUAUUACUCUAAGAAAGUAGGAGUAGGAAACCAGAAGCACUUCAUGCAGUGGGCUGAAAGGUACAAGGACACCCAGACUCCUGGCUUAUGCCCAGCAGGGCACAUGGGCUGUUACCUUUAUGCCUGCUCACUCCUCUGUCAGUGCUGUGGCUGCAGGUGCGCCUCAGGUGCCUUCCUGUGCUGCUUUCAUGUGCAUGAGCCCCCCUGAAGCCAGCUGAUAGUCAGGCUCUGCCGCUUCCAGCUUUUUUUGGACUGAGUAACACGCCUUUCAGACAUGUCAGCACAGAGGGCUUCCCACUGGCAGUGUGAAGAUAAUACAUAGGCUUUCAGGCUUGCUCCCAUUUUCUAUUGUACCAAUGAAGCCAGUUACCUGCCUGUACAUAAGAGCCAUAUGCAUAAACCAUGAGGGUGACUCUAGGAACCCAGUUUGGGUCUGGAGAAAGUACUUUGGUUUGGUUGGAUUGUUUGUUUCUGGAUGAUUCUAGAUCUGCUGUUGCUUUUUUGCAAUGAUGCUAUCCAUCUGAAGAACAUCACAAAGAGUAGAUCCUGCACAAGUCUCCUGUUGUAUGUUUGAGACCUGUCUGUUCACUUUGGGCAGCUGCUUAGCAAAAUGUAUCAAAUUCCUUUGUACUCUGAGUCCAAGUCAUGAUUAUCUCAAAGAACUUUGGAAAUUUGAGGUGUUAAUUUUUAUAUCCAGCUCCUUCCUGUGUCUUUAAUUUGGACUGUAUCUUUUCCUGUUACUGUCAUUUCUCAGUGAAAGACAAGAAUUGGUCUCUCAUGCUUGGAUUUUGUUUUUCUCAUAAAGGAGCAGUCUUGCUCUCAACAGUCUAAAUUGUAUUAUGGUAAGACCAAGUGAGUUUUUACUUCAGUGCAGAAAAAAAAGCAAGUGUGGGAAAGAACGCAAAUUAUAAACAUUGAAUUCCUGUAAUCAGCAACAGUAUGAGUGCCAGACUAUACUAAGGAUACACAUGGGUUCAAUUUUCAUCGUUUUUGAGAAUCUCAGUUUUCAGAUGAUCAUGAAAUAGCUGCAUGGCUUAUUUAAUGUUUUUAGAGUAGGGGAAUUUACAGCAGUAGCAUUCCUGUGGCUGUGAUCCAAAGUAUGUUCUACAACUGCUGUGCCCUCCAGUUCAGUAUUUUAGUGGUUCUUGCUCAAAAAACAAUGCAUAAAAUAGCUGUGUGUGUUUGUAUAUGUACAUAUAAAUCUACCAGAUGAACUUUCUCAUCGAAAUGCUUAGAGCCUGGUUCAGUACAGUCUCUGUGACAAUGACUACAGCACAUCUGAGCAUUUGGAAGCAUCCAAGUCUGUCUGUACCCCUGGAAGCUCCAGGAGCAGUAGGCAUUGAUCUCAGUUGCAGCCCCUAGGUGAUGCUGUAACACAAACACACAAAGAAUAUUGACCUGCAUUUUCAAAUGUUGCUUCUAAUUUUGGGCUACUGGCUUGAGCCACCCAGGCUUGGUUUUAAAGGUUUCAUAACUCCCGUUGACUUUAAUUACAAGUGCCAUGCACACAGUCCUGCAAAGUGCCCUUGUUGUCAAACUUGCUGCAGAAUAACCAAAGCAAAAUAAAAUCAAAUUAAUAGCUUUGAGAA
Melospiza georgiana is the source of this 8125-nucleotide messenger RNA. It is a transcript of the gene PTDSS1, whose product is annotated as phosphatidylserine synthase 1. Bases 74 to 1498 code for a protein of 474 amino acids. The record is from RefSeq and is a predicted model, not a curated record. Lineage: Eukaryota; Metazoa; Chordata; Aves; Passeriformes; Passerellidae. Gene Ontology annotation, biological process: phosphatidylserine biosynthetic process. The transcript is spliced from 13 exons. Gene Ontology annotation, molecular function: L-serine-phosphatidylethanolamine phosphatidyltransferase activity.